CUUUCCUGAUAUUUGGUUUCCUUACCUUAGUAUAGAUUUGGUGUGUCUUAUGUGGUCAUGUCUGUCCUCUACCCAUCGAUGGAUUUUAAUCAAAAUAUCCUAAUUCUUUAAAUGUGUCUUCCAGAAUCUUGUAUGUAUAUAUAGACUUUAUCAGGAAAAGUAACUUCAAUCCAUCAAACCGAUUUAUCGGACACUGAUCAUAACUACACACUAUUUCCUUGUCCACUAGAGUGAAUUUCUCUUUGUAUCCAUAUACCAUAUUAAUAUCACACAAUUCUGGAAACACUACCUAAUCAAAGUUGGUUACGCAAUAUAACCAUCUUUGAGAGUGAAUUGAAAUCUUUGAAUUAUGUGGAUUAAACCACACAAUCGAAAUUUCCUAACAUUUCACAACCUACUAUCUUAUUUCAUAUUAUUUGUUGGUAUAUUAUGCUGUACAAUUAAUUUAAUCACAAGUGAGCGUGUUGUUCGUGUUCGACGAGAGGAUGCACUAAACGAAGACAUUUCAGCAAGUGGUGGGGACGAUGAUAUCCCAGCGGAAACGACUCCAGUACCUUCGAGUGUAAAAGGUCCUGGACCAUUCUUACAAGCAAAUAUUGUGACAGGUCCUCGUGGUGCACCAGGUGAACCGGGUCUACCUGGACCAAUGGGGCCUGUUGGGCCGCCGGGAAAAAUUGGCGAGCCAGGUCCUCCAGGACCCUCUGGCGAAGAUGGUGGCCGUGGACCUCCUGGUCCAUCUGGUGAUCCAGGGGUUGAUGGGAAGCCAGGCUUAGAUGGUGAACCGGGUAUGCGUGGAACUUCAGGGCCUCCCGGACCAGUAGGUCCAAUGGGUUUAAUUGGACCUACAGGUCCUCCAGGUCCAAUGGGCCCACCAGGUUUGAAAGGCAUCAAAGGAUCUCCAGGUAUUGAUGGACCAGUGGGCGAACGAGGUGAAGUUGGUCUCCCAGGCCCGUUCGGUUCACCUGGACCUAAAGGACCACUUGGAAUGCCAGGUGCUCAAGGCCCAGUUGGUCAAAUGGGUACACAAGGACCAGAUGGAUUUCCUGGAUUGAUGGGUCCAGUAGGCUCACAAGGAUCACCAGGACCUGCUGGAAUGAUUGGACCCGUUGGUUUAAAAGGUGAUGAAGGACUUCAAGGUCCACCAGGCUCUCCUGGUGACCCUGGUGAUCCUGGUUUAGAUGGAAGUCCUGGAGCUGAUGGAGAACCAGGACCUAUGGGGCCAGUGGGUAAAGAUGGACCACCAGGUUUAAAAGGCGAGAGAGGAAUUCCAGGCCCCAUGGGACCUCAGGGCGCUGCCGGCCCACGGGGAUUAUCAGGAGGGCCAGGGACUCCAGGAUCGCCUGGAGAAAAAGGAUCUCAAGGAGUUCCAGGACCACAAGGACCAACCGGUCCAGCUGGACCGAUGGGAUCUCCUGGAGAUGCUGGUGAUCGAGGGCCAUAUGGACCUAUGGGUGAUAUUGGUAAACCUGGUCCACGAGGUCCACCAGGUGAGACUGGACCGAAAGGAGACACUGGUAUGAUUGGUGCUCAGGGGAUGCCUGGAAACCCUGGAUUAGAUGGAAUACCUGGGAAACCUGGAGAAGCUGGAAGUGACGGAGAAAUGGGUAGACAAGGUAUGCCUGGUCCGCCAGGUAUACCUGGGCCUUCUGGACGAGAUGGAGAACCUGGUCCUAGAGGUUUCCCAGGCUCGAAAGGUCAGGAUGGUUCACAAGGUCUACGCGGUGCAGUUGGGCCAAGAGGCCCACCAGGAAAAGAUGGAGAUGAUGGUGAAAUGGGCGCAGCUGGUCCUCCAGGACCUGCAGGCCCACCUGGCCCCUCUGGACCACCGGGUGUUCGUGGUGGACGAGGUCCGUCUGGUGAAGCAGGAGAUACAGGACCCCCAGGUCCACAAGGUAGUCGUGGUCCAACUGGAGCUCGCGGGCGUCGUGGGAAAGCUGGAGUAGCUGGUGGUCCUGGGAGUAUCGGAGCGCCAGGUGAAAGAGGUCCAUCUGGACCUAUCGGACCAUCAGGUCAGCCAGGACCUAUUGGACAGCCUGGUCAACCAGGAGGCAAAGGUCCUACUGGAAGAGAUGGGAAACAGGGUACUGAUGGGAGACCAGGAACACAAGGACAAGUUGGCCUGCCAGGUCCUAUUGGAGAGCGUGGACCUGCUGGUGAAGAUGGCGAACAAGGCUACCCUGGUUUACAAGGUCCUAAAGGGGAAGUUGGUUCACAAGGUAUCCCUGGACGCAUUGGGCCAGCCGGUCCACCAGGUGUCCGAGGGGGUUCCGGUCAGAUGGGCCUAAGAGGAACUAAGGGACCACGUGGUACUCCUGGAGAAGAUGGACCACCAGGAAAAGAUGGAGCACCUGGUGAAUCAGGACCUCCAGGUGAACCUGGUCCUCGAGGUCCUCUUCAAGUUCAGGGUUAUGAUAAUGGUAAAAUUGUUGGUCCACAAGGAGCUAAAGGUCUACCAGGAUAUCCUGGACCACGUGGAAGACCAGGAAUACCAGGUGCACCUGGAGAUCCGGGUCCAAUUGGAGAGGCUGGUGCGCCAGGUGAAGAUGGUCCACCUGGGCCUGAAGGUCCGCGUGGCAGAGAUGGUGUUGAUGGUGCACCUGGAAGGCCAGGGAAAUCAGGUAAACCUGGUCAGUCUGGAGCUGUUGGAGCACAAGGACCACCAGGGAAACCCGGAGAUGCUGGAUAUGCUGGCCCUCCUGGGCCAUCUGGAAUUCCCGGCCCAUCAGGGGAACCUGGCUUACCUGGAGUGGAUGGUGUUAAUGGAACUGCUGGUCCACAGGGGCCUCCUGGGAAUACAGGUGCACCAGGAGCUCGCGGUGCCGCUGGCCCUCCAGGAAUUGAUGGUGCUAAAGGUCCACCCGGAGAUGAAGGACCUGCUGGGCCUAGAGGGCAAGCUGGACCAAGAGGAACUCAGGGCAAAGAUGGACUUCCUGGACUUCAGGGAAAAAUGGGUGCUCCUGGCAGACCAGGUGCAAGAGGAUCAGCUGGAGUUAUGGGUGUGCCGGGACCUCAAGGAAAGAUAGGACCAACAGGUAAGGAAGGCCCGCAAGGACCAUCUGGUCCUGUUGGACCGCCUGGGCCACCAGGAACGGACGGAGAGGUUGGUGGUGCUGGACCAGUUGGAGAAGUUGGAUCUCCUGGACCACAAGGUCUUCCAGGUGAACGAGGGCUCCAGGGUCCACCAGGUCCCUUAGGAGAACCAGGCCCACCAGGACCCAGUGGGCCUCCGGGAAUACCGGGACCAGAUGGACCAAGCGGACCGAGGGGUGAGCCAGGUGAUGCUGGUACAGACGGUGUGCCGGGAGGAAAAGGUGAAGAUGGACCACCAGGACUUCCUGGACGACCCGGAAAAGAUGGAUCGCCAGGUAGACAAGGAAAAUCUGGACCGCAGGGACACAAAGGAUGGACUGGUCCUCCCGGUGAUCCCGGCCUUCCUGGGAUAGCUGGACAGCCAGGACAACCAGGUCUUCGCGGAUAUCGUGGACUUUCUGGUUUGCCAGGAGAAGUUGGGUCUCCUGGUGCUCCAGGACCACAAGGGGAGGCUGGAUUUAUUGGUGAACCUGGUCCUCCAGGUGGCCCUGGUCCUGUGGGAAAAGAUGGACCACGGGGACCCCCUGGUCACAUGGGUAAUGAAGGGCCGCCUGGGCCUCCUGGGCCCCCAGCUAUGAGUUACAGUAAAAUGUAUGGAGACCAAAAGGGUAUUACUCUAGAAAUGCCCAAUGGAACACGCAGUUUCCCAGCUAGAUCCUGCAAUUAUUUGUCCCGUACACAUCCUCAACUUCCAGAUGGUGAAUACUGGAUUGAUCCAAAUGGUGGUUCAAAUAAAGAUGCAGUUAAGGUAUUCUGUCGCCUACGUUCAGGUGAAACAUGUUUUUCACCACUGACUACUUCUUAUCAGAACAAAGAUAUGAAUAAAACUAUUGGUAAAGAUAUUUGGUUCAGUCAGCUUUAUGAAGAGAAACAGUUUACUUAUGAAAUGUCAAUGAAUCAGAUUAAUUUCCUACAGUUGUUGUCCUCGAAAGCUAAUCAACAGUUAACAAUAAUAUGUAAUGAAAUUAAUUUCACUGGGAAACGAACACCACGUCUGUUUACAAAUAAUGAUAAGGAAUUAACUGAAAAUGGCUCAUUUCUGAGUUACAAAUUAGUCGAAAACAGCUGUCAGUCUGCAUCAUCGAAAUUUGGUAAAAUGACAAUUGAAGUGGAUACAAAAUCACAACGUCUUCCAUUACGUGAUAUAAUCUUACCACAAAUUGAUCAUUCACAACAAAUUCUUGGCUUAGAAUUAGGCAGAGUAUGCUUUCAUUAAAUGAAAAAGAAAACUAUUAGAAGAAGAAGAAAAAACCAUUUUGUUUUUGUUUCCUUCUUGACAAUUAAAACAAAACAGAAAAAAACUGUGAAAAUAAGAUAAUGAGUAAUUUACAAAAGUAUUGACAGAACAAAAACCUAAUCGAUAUGGUCUCUUUUUACACACAAUUGAUCUUUUUUUCUCAUGUGCCUAUAUACGCAUACACACUUCUAAGUUGAAUUAGAAUAUUUACACCUUUCUGUGUGCCUGCCUCCUUGUAUGUGCCUGUGUAUGAAUGGGUGUACGUGUGGAGCUUCUCUCUGUAACACGAAAUAUGCAACUCUUGUUAUUCGCUGACAUCCUGUGAAUGAUCUCAUAACCCUGAUACUUUAUGAAAUAGUAAAAUAAAAAGAAGAAUAAAACAAAUAUAAAUAUUUAUGAAGAAAAGUUUUUUCAUUGCUUUUAUUCUUCACCAUUUAUCAAUUUGAAUGCAU
Trichobilharzia szidati is the source of this 4779-nucleotide messenger RNA. The record is from the annotation of a GenBank genome assembly. Lineage: Eukaryota; Metazoa; Platyhelminthes; Trematoda; Strigeidida; Schistosomatidae.